This is a messenger RNA of Thelazia callipaeda (thelaziosis nematode), 210 nucleotides long. The record is from the annotation of a GenBank genome assembly. NCBI's taxonomy places the organism in Eukaryota, Metazoa, Nematoda, Chromadorea, Rhabditida, Thelaziidae.
AUGAAUUUGGAAUACAAAAAAUAUCGUCAGUUCUUUGGUAAUUCUUGGCAAUAUCGAACUCCAUCAUAUCCAUGUUAUUUAACUAUUGAUCCCAUUCAACAUUUACCGCCAACGAUCGGAGCAAAUAUUCUUAGAAAGCUCAGUUUUGAACAACGAGUCAGAUUUUAUACGGCUCUUCUCUGCCCAUUGCCUUUGGCUGGCUUAGUUUGA